Messenger RNA from Lemur catta (Ring-tailed lemur), 3569 nucleotides. It is a transcript of the gene RASGRP3, whose product is annotated as RAS guanyl releasing protein 3. Gene Ontology annotation, biological process: Ras protein signal transduction; positive regulation of GTPase activity. The transcript is spliced from 18 exons. Lineage: Eukaryota; Metazoa; Chordata; Mammalia; Primates; Lemuridae. The coding region runs from base 498 to 2570 and encodes 690 amino acids. Gene Ontology annotation, cellular component: plasma membrane. Gene Ontology annotation, molecular function: guanyl-nucleotide exchange factor activity; calcium ion binding. The record is from RefSeq and is a predicted model, not a curated record.
AUGAAACGGCCGGGCCAACCCGAGGGGGAGGGGCGGGUUACGAGAAGGUUUGCGAGUGGGGAGAAGAAUGAGCUCCAGUUUCUGACCUCCUGGCACGGCGGCGGUAUUUAUCAGGAGGUGCAUGUGACUGGGUAAGACACAGGGCCCCGGCUUGAAGGAAACAGCUGCUCUCGGCGUGCUCCGGCACUUGGCAGCUGGACAGGCAGAGUGCUGAUGUGAAAACUACCGACAAAACCACCCCAGCUCUCCAAAGUACUUAUAAUCUGAGUUGAACAAACCAGUUCUAGAGACUGCUUCCUCAGUACAUUUCCCAAUGAUGGUAACUGCCCUUAAAAUUUUUUGCAGUUGGAAAUCAAUCUGUAUGAAAACAACAGAAUUUAUUUGAAGUACAACUAAGAACAGAGGUCACCAGCAGUCGUCACCGACUUGCGUGAUUAUGGGGAUGGUCUAUCUGAUGUUGAAAAUGUCUAUGGUUUUUUGACAACGGCUGAAGAACAAUGGGGUCAAGUGGCCUUGGGAAAGCUGCAACAUUGGAUGAACUGCUGAGCACGUGCAUUGAGAUGUUUGAUGACAAUGGAGAGCUGAAUAAUAGUUAUUUGCCAAGAAUAGUUCUACUGAUGCACCGAUGGUAUUUAUCUUCCACUGAAUUGGCAGAAAAACUUCUUUGCAUGUACAGAAAUGCCAGUGGAGAAAGCUGUGAUGAGUUUCGAUUAAAGAUCUGCUACUUCAUGAGGUACUGGAUUCUGAAGUUUCCUGCAGAGUUUAAUUUGGACCUUGGUUUGAUUCGUAUGACUGAGGAAUUCCAAGAAGUAGCUAGUCAACUAGGAUACGAAAAACACAUCGGUCUCAUCGACAUAUCCAGCAUUCCUUCCUACGACUGGAUGAGAAGAGUCACACAGAGGAAAAAAGUAUCCAAGAAGGGAAAAGCCUGUCUGCUGUUUGACCAUCUGGAGCCCGUUGAAUUGGCUGAGCACCUCACUUUUCUGGAGCAUAAAUCUUUUAGAAGGAUCUCAUUCACCGAUUAUCAAAGCUAUGUCAUCCAUGGCUGCCUGGAGAAUAACCCAACCUUGGAGAGAUCUAUUGCUUUAUUUAAUGGAAUCUCUAAGUGGGUCCAGUUGAUGGUUCUUAGCAAACCAACCCCCCAGCAAAGGGCAGAAGUCAUCACAAAGUUUAUCAAUGUUGCAAAGAAGCUCCUUCAGCUCAAAAAUUUUAACACUCUGAUGGCGGUGGUGGGAGGCCUUAGUCAUAGUUCCAUUUCACGCCUCAAAGAGACCCAUUCUCAUCUUUCUUCAGAAGUUACAAAGAACUGGAAUGAAAUGACAGAGUUAGUCUCCUCCAACGGCAAUUACUGCAAUUACCGCAAGGCCUUUGCCGACUGUGAUGGCUUCAAAAUCCCCAUUCUUGGAGUACACUUGAAAGACUUGAUAGCGGUCCAUGUCAUUUUCCCAGACUGGACCGAGGAGAACAAAGUGAACAUUGUGAAAAUGCACCAGCUCUCCGUUACCCUGAGUGAACUGGUCUCCCUGCAGAAUGCCUCUCACCACUUAGAACCCAACAUGGAUUUGAUCAACCUGCUCACGCUUUCUCUGGACCUCUAUCACACAGAGGAUGAUAUUUACAAACUGUCACUGGUGCUGGAGCCUAGAAACUCUAAAUCGCAGCCUACCUCCCCUACAACGCCCACCAAGCCUGUGGUGCCCCUGGAGUGGGCGUCGGGGGUGAUGCCGAAGCCGGACCCCACAGUCAUCAACAAGCACAUACGGAAAUUAGUCGAGUCUGUGUUUAGGAACUAUGAUCAUGACCAUGAUGGGUACAUCUCCCAAGAGGACUUUGAAAGUAUAGCUGCCAAUUUUCCCUUCUUGGAUUCCUUCUGUGUGCUGGACAAAGAUCAGGAUGGCCUGAUUAGUAAAGAUGAAAUGAUGGCUUACUUCCUGAGAGCUAAAUCCCAGCUACACUGUAAAAUGGGACCGGGAUUUGUCCAUAAUUUUCAGGAGAUGACCUAUCUGAAGCCAACCUUCUGCGAACACUGUGCAGGAUUUCUGUGGGGCAUAAUCAAGCAAGGAUACAAAUGCAAAGACUGUGGAGCCAAUUGUCAUAAACAGUGCAAAGACCUCCUGGUUCUGGCCUGCAGGAGAUUUGCCCGGGCGCCCUCUUUGGGCAGUAGUCACGGGUCACUGCCUGGAAGCCCCUCGCUGCCCCCAGUGCAGGAUGAGGUGUUUGAGUUUCCUGGGGUUGCUGCUGGACACCGGGACCUGGACAGCAGAGCCAUCACGCUGGUCACAGGCUCUUCUCGCAAGAUCUCUGUGCGGCUGCAGCGGGCCACCACCAGCCAGGCCACCCAGACUGAACCUGUCUGGUCAGAGGCUGGCUGGGGAGACUCAGGGCCCCACACCUUCCCCAAAAUGAAAUCCAAGUUCCAUGACAAAGCAGCAAAGGACAAAGGCUUUGCCAAGUGGGAAAACGAGAAGCCCAGGGUGCAGGCUGGGGUGGAUGUUGUAGACCGAGGCACUGAGUUCGAACCCGAUCAGGAUGAAGGAGAGGAGAGCAGACAGGAUGGUGAGGAUGGCUGACUUCAGGCUGUGGAAACUGAAGGCAAUAAUGUUGGCUUUUGGAAGGAGCAGAAUGAGAAUCAUUGAAGAAAGCUCAGACUCUCAGGAAGUUAUCUAGAAAGAUGUCUGGAUGUUUCCUGCCUUGUGACAUUGUGGGAUCUCCGUGAUUGGACUAUGGGACAGAGAAUUCACCCUGACUAUGAACUAUUUAUUUCUCCUGCCCUGCCCUUAGUUAGGUGCCAUAAGGUCUGUAUUACGUAGUUAGUAGUUUUCUUAGGUAUCUUUCUCUAGAGCCAUUUAUAAUACGGGUGAAAUGAAAGCUUUUCCGCAAGCACUUGAUACUCAUUUUCUAAAACUCAGACUUUGCUUUUUUGGUGAGGAUAAUAUUUCAAUAUUUUUAUAAGCUUUUGUGUGGGUUGUGGGAAGGGGGUGUUUAACAAGGAGUUGAUUUAGAGGUCUUUUUGUGUGCCUUUGGAUGGGACCAGGACUUAAUAUUUUGCUGAGGACAAGGAAACCCUUUAGAGCCUGGAAUGCAGCAGUUCUCAUGAUGAUCACUUGCAACAAGGAGCCGUUUACAUUGUUCGUGUCGUACCGUAUUCUUGCUAUGAUGUGUAACAAGCCACACAUGUAUAUAUCACAUAAGUCUUACCAAUUCUGCAUCCCUAGGAAGCUAUGACAUAGUGGGGAAAGCUCUUCUAAUAUUUAUAGCAGCCAUGGGGGAAGAUUAACUAUUCUUAUCCAAUCUGACUGGGUUAAGCCAUCUUUCUUAAGAUUUCUGAAAUAGAAAUAACAAUUAAGAAAUCAAUUCAAGUUGGGGGGGAUAAAAUUUAGCAGAACAACCAUGGAACAAAUGGCUAGGUGAAAUGCAAACCAACCAUCAAUUUUUUUAAACCCAAAAUAAUUUUAAGAAUUUUGUUUGUUUAAAAAAACCCAAAACCUUCCUUUUGGUUGUAAAAACAAAGCCUUGUACUUUUCCUAAGACAUUGCCAUCUGUAAUUAAAGGAUAUUCAUAGAAAAUAA